AUGGCUGCACCGCUGCUCGCACCCCCAGGCCCCGACAGCUUCAAGAGGUUCACCCAGGAAACUUUGGCCAACAUUGAAAAGCGUAUCGCAGAGGAGAAGAAGAAGAAACCUGUCAAGCCCCGAUCAGACAGCAGCCACCGUGAUGAUGAUGACGACAGUGGCCCUAAGCCCAACAGCGAUCUGGAGGCGGGGAAGAGUCUGCCGUUCAUCUACGGGGACGUCCCUUCGGAGAUGGUGGCAGUGCCUCUGGAGGACUUGGACCCCUUCUAUGUGAACAAGAAAACCUUUAUAGUGCUAAACAAAGGGAAAACGCUCUUCCGUUUCAGUGCCACGCCCUCAUUGUAUAUCAUUAGCCCUUUUAGCCUGCUCAGGCGAAUAGCUAUUAAAAUUUUGAUACAUUCAGUUUUCAGCAUGAUCAUUAUGUGUACAAUUUUGACCAACUGUGUGUUCAUGACCUUCAGCAAUCCCCCAGAAUGGUCCAAACAAGUAGAAUACACCUUCACAGGGAUCUACACCUUCGAGUCCCUCACAAAGAUUGUGGCUCGAGGGUUUUGUAUAGAUGACUUCACGUUUCUCAGAGAUCCCUGGAACUGGUUGGACUUUAUGGUCAUCUCUAUGGCGUAUAUAACAGAGUUUGUAAACCUAGGCAAUGUGUCAGCUCUACGCACAUUCAGGGUGCUGAGGGCUUUGAAAACUGUUGCUGUGAUCCCAGGACUGAAGACCAUUGUGGGGGCUUUGAUCCAGUCUGUGAAGAAGCUGUCUGAUGUGAUGAUCCUGACCGUCUUUUGUCUGAGUGUAUUUGCCCUCAUUGGCCUCCAGCUCUUUAUGGGUAACCUUCGACAAAAGUGUGUGUUCUGGCCAAUCAGCAACCUCACUGUCACCUACCUGUCCAAUGGGAGCAAGGGCUUCGACUUUGAUGCAUAUAUCAUGAAUGAGACUAACUUCUACUUCCUGCCGGGAAUGCUAGACGCUUUGCUGUGUGGAAACAGCUCUGAUUCUGGGCGAUGUCCAGAGGGCUACACCUGUAUGAAGGCAGGCCGUAAUCCAAACUAUGGGUACACCAGCUUUGACUCAUUCGGUUGGGCCUUCCUUGCUCUCUUCCGGCUCAUGACACAGGAUUUCUGGGAAAACCUUUAUCAGCUGACUCUGCGAGCAGCAGGAAAGACAUACAUGAUCUUCUUUGUGCUGGUGAUCUUCGUGGGCUCCUUCUACCUGGUGAAUCUGAUCCUGGCUGUGGUGGCCAUGGCCUAUGAGGAGCAGAACCAAGCCACUAUAGAGGAGGCAGAGCAGAAAGAGGCAGAGUUUAAAGCUAUGCUUGAACAGCUCAAGAAACAGCAAGAGGAGGCACAGGCCAAUGCCAUGGCCACCUCAGCAGGGACUGUAUCAGAGGAUGCUGUGGAGGAUGAUGGAGGAGGCCGCCUGUCUCGCAGCUCCUCAGAGGUGUCCAAGCUGAGUUCCAAGAGUGCCAAGGAGCGAAGGAACCGUAAGAAAAAGCUGAAGAAAGAGCAGGAAAAGGAGAAAGGGGACAGCGAGAAGGUUGUCAAGUCAGAGUCAGACGAGGGCAGCAAGAGUUUUCGUUUCCGUUUCCCUGACAACAGACUGGGCAGGAAACCCUCCAUCAUGAACCAGUCUCUGCUGAGUAUACCUGGCUCACCCAUGUCUCGCCAUAACAGUCGCAGCAGCAUCUUCAGCUAUAAAGGACGCUCACGGGAUGUGGGCUCAGAGAAUGAGUUUGCAGACGACGAGCAUAGCACAGUGGAGGAGAGUGAGGAUCGUCGCGGCUCCCUUUUCAUCCCAUACCGACGCAACAGCUACAGUGGCUACAGCCAGGGCUCCUCACGCAUCAACCCACUAGCACCUCACUCUGGCUGCAAGAGGAACAGCACAGUUGACUGCAACGGCGUGGUGUCUCUGAUCGGGCCAGGGACUGGCCGGCUUCUGCCUGAGGUGAAAAUAGAUAAGGCAGCUACUGACGACAGUACCACUGAGGUGGACAUGAAGAGGAAACACUCAGGCUCUCUUAUGGUGUCAGUGGACCAGCUCAAUACAUCUUUUGGACGAAAAGAACGAGCUAACAGUGUGAUGACCGUCAUCACUAACACACUGGUGGAGGAGCUGGAGGAGUCUCAGAGGAAGUGUCCACCAUGCUGGUACAAGUUCGCUAACACGUUUCUGAUCUGGGAGUGUUGUCCACUUUGGUUGAAAAUUAAGGAGAUAGUAAACCUGAUAGUGAUGGACCCAUUUGUAGACUUAGCCAUAACAAUAUGUAUUGUGCUGAACACCGUCUUCAUGGCCAUGGAGCACUACCCUAUGACAGAACAAUUUGAGGAAGUGCUGAGUGUUGGAAACCUGGUGUUCACAGGUAUUUUCACAGCUGAGAUGUUUGCGAAGCUGAUAGCGAUGGAUCCAUACUACUACUUCCAGGAGGGCUGGAACAUCUUUGAUGGCUUUAUUGUAAGCCUGAGUUUGGUGGAGUUGGGACUAGCUGAUGUUGAAGGAUUGUCAGUGCUCAGAUCCUUCAGAUUGCUGAGGGUGUUCAAAUUGGCUAAGUCAUGGCCCACCCUGAAUAUGCUGAUUAAGAUCAUUGGAAACUCAGUGGGUGCCCUGGGUAACCUAACCCUGGUACUGGCCAUCAUCGUCUUCAUCUUCGCUGUGGUGGGCAUGCAGCUGUUUGGAAAGAGCUAUAAGGACUGCGUGUGUAAGAUCGCUCAGGACUGCGAGCUGCCACGUUGGCACAUGAAUGACUUCUUCCAUUCCUUUCUCAUUGUGUUCCGCGUGCUGUGUGGAGAGUGGAUCGAGACCAUGUGGGACUGCAUGGAGGUGGCUGGCCAGUCCAUGUGUCUCAUUGUUUUCAUGAUGGUCAUGGUCAUUGGAAACUUGGUGGUGCUAAAUCUGUUCCUGGCCUUGCUGCUCAGCUCGUUCAGUGCUGAUAACCUUGCGGCCACAGAUGAUGACGGGGAGAUGAACAACCUGCAGAUCUCAGUCAUUCGCAUUAAGAAGGGCAUCGCCUGGUUAAAAGUGCAUGUACGACUCUUGGUGGCGCAUAUUUUGAAGAAGCCUCCUCUGGAGGAUGAAGACAAGCCUCUGGAUGACAUGUAUGAAAAGAAACAUAACAUCAUAGGAAACCACACAGGUGUGGACAUAAAGUGCGGCGACCUUGACUUUGCUAAGAAUGGUAACGGCACGACCAGUGGGAUAGGCAGCAGUGUGGGGAAGUACAUGAUCGACGAGGACCGCAUGUCCUUUAUCCACAAUCCUAACCUGACCGUACGGGUUCCCAUUGCUGUGGGUGAGUCAGACUUUGAGAAUCUGAACACUGAAGACUUCAGCAGCGAGUCGGACGUGGAGAACAGCAAAGAGUUGGAUGACACCAGUUCUUCUGAGGGCAGCACUAUAGACAUAAAGCCUGAUGAGGAGGAGGUGGCAGCCGUGGAGGUUGUGGAGGAAUACCUCGAUCCAGAGCCGUGCUGGACUGAUGCUUGUGUGGCGCGGUAUAAGUGCUGCGAUGUGUCCAUCACUGAGGGCUGGGGCAAGUACUGGUGGUACCUGAGAAAAACCUGCUACCUCAUUGUAGAACACAACUGGUUUGAAACCCUCAUCAUCUUUAUGAUCCUGCUCAGCUCUGGGGCUCUGGCGUUUGAGGAUGUGUAUAUUGAACAGAGGAAAACCAUUCAGAUCAUCCUAGAAUAUGCAGAUCGAGUCUUCACCUACAUCUUCAUCCUAGAAAUGUUGCUGAAAUGGGUGGCUUAUGGCUUUGUCAAAUACUUCACCAAUGCCUGGUGCUGGCUGGACUUCUUCAUUGUGGAUGUGUCUAUAGUCAGCCUUAUAGCUAAUGCGCUGGGGUACUCAGACUUGGGCCCCAUUAAGUCCCUGAGGACUUUAAGAGCCCUCAGGCCGCUGAGAGCUUUGUCCCGGUUUGAGGGCAUGAGGGUUGUGGUGAAUGCUCUGGUGGGAGCCAUCCCCUCCAUUAUGAAUGUGCUGUUGGUGUGUCUUAUCUUCUGGCUCAUCUUCAGUAUCAUGGGGGUCAACUUGUUUGCCGGAAAGUACAACUACUGCUUUAACGAUACAUCAGAGGAGUAUUUUGAUCCGUCGGAUGUUAACAACAUGACGGAAUGUUUUGCACUUAUCAAUGCAAAUCACACUGAAGUUCGCUGGAAGAACGUCAAAAUCAACUUCGAUAAUGUGGGUGCUGGGUACCUGGCACUUUUGCAAGUGGCCACAUUCAAAGGUUGGAUGGACAUUAUGUAUGCAGCUGUGGAUUCUAGAAAGGUUGAAGACCAGCCACUCUAUGAAGACAAUAUCUACAUGUACAUAUACUUUGUCAUCUUCAUUAUUUUUGGCUCCUUCUUUACACUUAAUCUCUUCAUUGGUGUCAUCAUUGACAAUUUCAACCAACAGAAGAAAAAGUUUGGAGGCCAGGACAUCUUCAUGACGGAAGAACAGAAGAAAUACUACAAUGCUAUGAAGAAACUGGGCUCUAAGAAACCCCAGAAGCCCAUCCCCAGACCACAGAACAACAUUCAGGGUAUGGUGUUUGACUUUGUCACGCAGCAAGCCUUUGACAUCUCCAUUAUGAUGCUCAUUUGUCUGAACAUGGUCACUAUGAUGGUGGAAACAGAUGACCAGUCAGAAAAGACAGAGAACAUCCUGUAUUGGGUCAACUUUGUUUUCAUUGUGGCUUUCACUGGAGAGUUUGUGCUGAAGCUCUUUGCGCUACGUCAUUAUUAUUUCACCAAUGGCUGGAACAUCUUUGACUGCGUUGUGGUGAUUUUAUCCAUUGUAGGUAUGUUCCUGGCAGACCUGAUUGAGAAGUACUUUGUGUCACCUACUCUGUUCAGGGUGAUCCGUCUGGCUCGAAUUGGCCGCAUCCUGCGUUUAAUCAAAGGAGCCAAGGGCAUCCGGACUUUACUGUUUGCUUUGAUGAUGUCACUUCCUGCCCUAUUCAACAUUGGCCUGCUGCUCUUCCUGGUCAUGUUCAUCUUCUCCAUCUUUGGCAUGUCCAACUUUGCAUAUGUAAAAAGGGAGGUUGGCAUUGACGACAUGUACAAUUUUGAAACUUUUGGAAACAGUAUGAUAAUCUUGUUUAUGAUCACCACGUCAGCCGGAUGGGAUGGCUUGCUGGCGCCCAUCCUCAACUACCCACCUGACUGCAACCCUAGCAAGGAAAAUCCAGGAACCACAGUGAAGGGUGACUGUGGUAACCCUUCAGUGGGAAUCUUCUUCUUUGUAAUGUACAUCAUUGUGUCCUUCCUGAUUGUGGUAAAUAUGUACAUUGCCAUUAUCUUGGAGAACUUCAGCGUUGCAACAGAAGAGAGCGCUGACCCGUUGUGUGAGGAUGACUUUGAGUCCUUCUAUGAAAUCUGGGAGAAAUUUGACCCAGAUGCCUCACAGUUUAUCACCUUUGCCAAGCUGCCAGACUUUGCAGAUACAUUGGAGCACCCUCUACGUGUGCCUAAGCCCAAUAUAAUCGAGCUGAUCGCCAUGGAUCUGCCCAUGGUCAGUGGAGACCGCAUCCACUGCCUGGACAUUCUGUUUGCUUUCACCAAGCGUGUGCUAGGUGACAGUGGCGAUCUGGACAUGAUGCGUCAACAAAUGGAGGAGCGCUUUGUGGCGGCAAAUCCUUCCAAAGUUUCCUACGAACCUAUUACCACCACACUGCGCCGCAAGCAGGAGGAAGUGUCAGCCGUGGUCAUCCAGAGGGCGUACCGGGACCACCUGGCUCGCAAAGGCUUCGUCUGCAAACGUCAGCCUGCCAACAACAAGCUGGAAAACGGAGGGACAAAUCAGGAGAAGAGGGAGAGCACACCCUCUACUGCGUCCCUGCCAUCCUACGAUAGCGUAACCAAGCCGGAGAAGGAGAAGCAAGACGACAACAACGAAGGCAAAGGGCGUAAGGAGAAGGGCCGAAACCAAAAAGAUGUCAGGGAAUCCAAAUGUUAAAGCUGCAGCAGUGAAACACACAAACACUAACAACGGUCAUGAUAAUAGAAUAACAAUAACAACUCUAUUUCAAGCAAGACAAAUGGAAACCCUGAACCAAACUACACAGAUGUACAGAUUAAUUUCAUUUGCAAGUAACAAAAUGAUAUUUAAAAAAUCUAAGAUUAAAAGAACAAAACAAAAAAUUGUUUACAAACUUCACAGGUUGUAUGGAUGCGGUGGAAAGCGGGGUUUCUUCAAGCUUGACUCUUAAAAGUUAAACCAAACAUAAUCAGCUUCCUGUGUGACACUGUUGCAUCAAGACUUGAUUUAAACAUCAAAUAGGAAUUUAACAAAGGAUUGAUACUUGAUAUCGUGUAUUAGAGGGCUACUCUGCGCUUCAGGACAGAACUCGUUACUAAGCAGGAAAAUGAGAAACCAAGGGAAAACUGGGAUUCACAGCAUGGUGUUCCCCACAUCCGGAGAAUCCCGUGCUUAUGCAGUGCAUCUAUGGAAUUUCCGUCAAGGAAAUGAACACUGCUUAUUAUGGAAGAAUCAGCUUCCAGAAGCGGACAGCAGACGAGUCUGUGCCGCUUCAUUUCACAAAUAUGUGGAUGAACUCAAAAAUGAUUGUACGAAUGAGCAGGGAUCAGAGUGUGAUACACAAAACUUAGAGCUUGGCUGAUGCAAAUGGUAUCUUUGUGUUUGUCAGCACUAAAUAUACUUUACAUGGUCUUUACAUUAUUUGAGCGGCGAAAAAGGGGAGGAACAACAACAACAACAACAAAAAAAAUCAACAUUCAACAUUUUGCCCAUGUCACCCUCAGUAACUCUGUCAUCAUAUCUUUGUUAUACUUGCAUCAAAAGGCUUUUUUCUACAUGGGCUUUCACACUGAUAGGAUAGGGGGCAAUUACCAGGGGCCUCCAAUACACAUCUCCAAAUGAAUAAUAAAUUAUUGUGCUUGUUCAAUGCAUAGAAAUGACUUGCAUGAUGGCAUGUUUUGAUCAGAAAUCUUGCAUGAGUAAUCAUAGUCCACAAGACACUAAUACAGACCACCACAGUGGCUUGACAAUACGUUAAAGGCUGUCCACUGGCUAAAUUUACUACCAGGAAUUGAGUAUAAUCUGAGAACUAAAUUGGCUGAAGACACUAAAUUACAUUGUGUCCUUUACUUGUUUCUGUUAACUACACUAUAAAAUAGAUCAAUUUGGGGUUUUUGGCUUCAGUACCUAUAGAGAGCCUAUAAACAAUCAGUGGCUUUUGAUGAAAUGAUUGAUAGCAGUGUGGCACAUUUGUGAGGUGAACGGGACUAAAGAGGGACAUCCCAUUUUUUUUGCUGCUCAGGAGGUUGUGAAUGAACAAAUGGAAUAUUGGAAUGGGAAAUGAUUCUAGGAAAAAAGAACACUGUAAAUCCUAAAAGGUUCUUAUUUUAUUUGUAUGCAGCAAUAUCGCUUAGCUUGCCUACAGCGCAGGCCCACUUUGGGUCACAUGGUAGGUGAGUGCAAGGUUGGUUUGGAGGGAAGGGUGGGUGUAGGGUGGGGCACUAUGAGGGGUGUAGCAAGUCGACUGGCAUUUUUGAUCCUCAUCAGGGGUAAGAUUAAGAUGGGCUAUUACUGUUUUUAAGAAAGUGGCAUUUUUUUUUAUUUUGCAGAAGUUGUUACAGAGAUAUUAUUUAUGUGUUGCAUUAUAUUACUUUAGAGAGUUCUGGUGAUGUGUGUGUGUCUGUUUUUUGACCUGUUCAUGCCAAAGGUAUGAACUGUGCUUUUUUUAUGUAUGUAUAAAGCCAUCACAUCUUUAGCAAUGGUAUGAUUGUAGCUGGGGCAGGAAGGAAUGCCAAUCAGAGGGAGAGCCUGAGAGAGGGUGUCACAGCUGUAAAAGGAGAAGCCAAAGAGAUCUGUCUUGCUAUUCAGUGUGUGCUAGUUUGGUCUGAAAGUUUCAAGAAUGUCCCAGGAGUGGGAUGGGAAUGCACCCCUACCCUCCUGUUUUUUUAUGCUUUCAGACAGACUGAUGCUUGUUGAGUUCCCCCAUUUUUCUCAGGAUACAAUGCAGAUUUAUCAUUCUAAUGACUCUGAUGUCAUCAGGAAGGGUGUGCCUAAGGCCCAGAGAAUGUGAUUUUUUUUCUUUGGAAGAGCAGGACUGGGUGUGCUGUCUUGACACUCACACUGAAAGAGCAGGAGUUGCAGGGCUAAAAGACACAGAGCCGAGCUCCUCUCACCACCCAAAGCAGCUUCCAUCUGCGUGUGGAGAUUUGAAUGUUUACCAUCUACACAAACACAAACAAUAACUGCAGUAAUAAAAGUGGUGCAUGCUAUUGCAGGGAGGAAAUCACUGUGAGGCAAUGAGAUUAGAUGUGAGAUGUCUGACUGUCAAUCGAAUAUCAUUUACCACUUCACUCCACUGUUGUGGUGGGAAAACAACAGGACCUUUGUCCAAAACUAAACCCCUGGUCAGCCAUAGUUCUCAUUAGGUCACCACCAACUUGAUGCGAAAUAGCCAUCAGGGCAAUCUACUGUGAGCAGACCAGCCACUACAACAGAGCUGUUGCACUUUCUGUUGUGUAGUGACAAAGUUUGGAAACCCAAGCCCCUAAUUGGAACUGACUGUGGCAUGUGUGAUCAGUGAGGGCGUUGACCUGAACCAAAAACAACAAAAAACUGCUCACUCAGCUAAACUAACACCAUUCACACUUCCACAGCACAUUGAGGAUAGACUGUAUAAAUUACACAACAUCAGAUCAUACAUCCAUUUAAAACUAAAUAAAUAAAAAUUAAUACAAAAAAAAACAGCAACGAUAUUGUACAGUACAGGCUAUGUUGCAAACGGCACAAAAUGCUGAAAAGUUAAGAAUGAACUUUUUAAGAGUCUAUAAAUAAUGUAAUAUAUAAUUUUAUUUUAACGGCAUGCAUAGUUUUGUGUAAAUACGGAAAUACUUAAAAAAAUGCUAUUAAUCUAAUCCUGAAGAAGAAUAAUAACCUGAAUAGAAUGGCUUCACUCAUUGCCCAGGUCUCACUUGGUAGACUGUGAAACAUUUGUUAGAAGGAGUAGAUUUUUGAGACACUUUUCACAAUAAAGAGGGGAAUCUAAUACAAAUAUAUAUUAAAAUGCAAAAAGUAUAUAAAUCUAUAUAUAAAUCUAGGCAUAUAUAGAGCUAUACUACAUAUGUAUCUAUGUAUACAUGUAUAUGUACAUAUGUGUAUAUAUAUGCACACAUAUACAUAUGUAUGUAUAUAUAUGUGACAUUAGAACACUGUCCUCCACUGAGUUGACCUCUGCUUGGAGUGGAGGGGAAGCACCACUGACUGUCUUUUGCUCACAUUUCUUAUUUCUUUUUGUGCAAUACGUUCAGUGAACGACCAAAACUCUGGCCUGGCCCACGAUGUGUGCAUGUGUGUGUGUAUGUGUGUGUUUGUGUGAGAGGGACAGAGGGAGAAAGUCAGUGUUUGUGUGAGUGCAUGCCUGAUGGUGUGUUUGUGUGGGUCUGUGGGCCUAACGCUCAGCGCAUGGUGAAGUAUUAGCUGCUUAUGUCUCCUAUAUUUGGGAGGGGAAUGCAUUACCAGCACCUCAUUUUCUACCUAUAUCUUGUGUGAAGAUGACAUACCCUCACGCUGCCCUUCACCACACAUACAUCCACACAUACAUGCAGGUGCGCGCACACACACACACACAUAUACGUAAAAAAUAUACAAUGACACAUUCUCCUCCCUAUAAAUCUUGUGACUGGUAUAGACACCAAAUUCAUGAUCUUUUGAUCAAAAUUUGAGUGUGUGUGUGUGUGUGUGUGUGUGUGUGUGUGUGUGUGUGUGUGUGUGUGUGUGUGUGUGUGGACGAUUGUAUGUAAUAACUUGGUCACUGUAAGUGUGUGUGAUGCAGCUUAACUAGAGUGUAGCUUCUUCCUCAUCUCCUAGGUACACAGCAAUGCAAUUUGCAUCUUUACAUUAAGUUAGGCUUUUUAUUAUGGUUUCAGAUGUUUCUUGUCUGUGUAUGUUUGUUUCAGGUGCCUUUUGCUGCCUAUUUUGUUGGAUGAAAAUUUAGAUGAUGAUGUUGCAUUACAAUUCUCCUAAACAAGUGGAGCUUGUUUAAAAUGAGCACUGGGGAAAAAAGAACAGUUCUAAAGGAUGUCUGAGACAUCUAUGGAAAAAAAAAAAAAAACCUUAACUGGCAUCAGCCUGACUUCAUCCUCAGAGGUUGUAGUAUAGAUGGCUGGAGUGCACACUCUGAAGUGAUGGAGUGUACACUCUGAAGUGCUCACUCUGUGAAUCUCUUAAUGGUUCAGUCUGUGGAGAGAUAAGCAGUCUGCCUUCUGUGCUCAGCUUCUGUUCAUUUCUGACCAUUUCUUUAUUUUUCUAUCGGUACUAAUUUAUGUAUGUUUUCUUUUGUAGCAUGACUGAGAUGCUAUUUCUCUCAUUUGCUAAUAUGAAUAAUUCAAAAGUGCUUAUCGGUUGACAACGUUGUUCUUAUCUCUUGCCACUGAUGUUGGAAAGGAGAGGGUGUGUUGCACAACCACUUGGACUUAGUGAGAAUCAGUGAAAGAUUGUCUUCAUUUGAGCACGAAACCUUUUUCCAAACAAUAAAGCAGCCUUCCAGUUA
This is a messenger RNA of Pygocentrus nattereri (red-bellied piranha), 10507 nucleotides long. RefSeq names its product sodium channel, voltage gated, type VIII, alpha subunit b (gene scn8ab). The record is from RefSeq and is a predicted model, not a curated record. Gene Ontology annotation, biological process: neuronal action potential; membrane depolarization during action potential; sodium ion transmembrane transport. Bases 1 to 5940 code for a protein of 1979 amino acids. Gene Ontology annotation, molecular function: voltage-gated sodium channel activity; protein binding. NCBI's taxonomy places the organism in Eukaryota, Metazoa, Chordata, Actinopteri, Characiformes, Serrasalmidae. Gene Ontology annotation, cellular component: voltage-gated sodium channel complex; axon; plasma membrane. The transcript has 26 exons.